CGAAGAGAGUUGAAUGUUUAUAACAUAAUCUUACAAAAUAUUACAACUUUACCAUAAAAGUGUUGAAAUACUAAGUUUGCAACAAUGGCUGAUGAUGGAUCUUGGAGGCAGACCAAUUUUAGACAAAAUAUUGUCCAAAAAAUUGAUGAGGCGAUACGAGCAUCAGGAAUGUCCAUGUCUAGAAAUAGUCUGGAAAUGGAAAAUCAUGUCUUCCAGAAAGCAAAAACAAAAGAGGAAUACCUUGGCUUUGUGGCAAGGUUAAUCCUACAUGUCAGGGAAAUGAAUGCCAAAAAGGGCGCUGGUGGAGUAAUGAAUGGCACUGGAGGUCAAGCUGGCCCUGGAAUGCAGGAUCCCAUCAAUGCCCUACAAAAUUUAGCCAGCCAGGGUAACACCAGAAACAACCAGAUGAUGAACAUGGGUCCACAAGCUGGUAAUAUGCCCCAGCAAGUUGGUCCCAACGCCACCAACCUAUUACAAACCCUCAAUCGCGGCCCAAAUCAAAUGAACGCCGUACCCAGCCCAAUGUGUGCAAGACCAAGCAUGCCUGGCAUGGUACCCAAUGGCAAUAUCCCCAAUCAAAUGCCCCCACAGAUGCAGAAUGGCGGCAUGAAUCAAAUGCCGCAACAGAUGCAAAACAUGCCGAACCAAAUGCCAAAUCAGAUGCCGAAUCAAAUGGGUAAUCCUAUGGGCAUGCCGAAUCAGAUCCAAGGCCCGCCGAUUAUGGGCCACGUGCAGAUGAUCCAGCACAAGCCGGAGAUGAUGAUGAAUGCACCUCCGCAUGCAGGCCUGCAGCGUAAACCCCUUCAGAUGCCACCACAAAUGAUGACGCAGAGCCCCGGCGCACAGUCUGUACAAUCACCAGCUGGUAUGAGUGUACCUACUCCGAACCAGAUGGUGCCAUCACCUGCAAUGGCACCAAGUCCCAGUUCUCAAAUGAAUAUGCAGAUGAAUACACCAAACCAACAGAGAUCGGUGGGAAUGGCGCCGAGUCCUUCAAGCUCUUUGAAUACUCCAGGACAACCAAAUCAGAGCCCCAUGGGGUUGCAGGAUGAAGGGGCUUAUAUGCAGAAAGUGCGACAGUUGAGCAAAUAUAUCGAGCCGUUGAGGAAAAUGAUUGCUAGGAUGGGAAAUGAUGGAGAACAUGUGGAAAAAACUAGUAAGAUGAAGAAAUUGUUAGAAAUCCUAUCAAACCCACAACAGAGAAUGCCCUUGGAAACACUUCUCAAGUGUGAAGUUGUACUAGAAAAGUUAGACUUCAAGCGUGGAGACGGAAGUGUCUCUGCACCAACAACCACAACAACUCUUAAAGAACAUCAUGCAUUUAAACCUCUAAUUGAAGCAGUUAAUAACAAUCUACAGGCACCUUCGAUUAAUCACACCUUGCAUCGUACUUUUGGACCAACUCUGGAUGCGCUUUUCAGUCCAGAAUUAAAGUUAGUUCCACCAUUAAAACGCAAAAGAAUCGAAGAACCAGCCAGUGAAAUCCCCGAAGUGUUACAAGGAGAAAUUGCACGGUUGGAUCAACGCUUUAAAGUAUCCAUCGACCCGAAUCAACAACCAGGAUCAAAAACAAUACAACUUAUUUGUUGGUUGGAUGAUAAAAACUUACCAUGCGUCCCUCCAGUUUCGCUCACUGUACCAGAGGAUUAUCCGAUGACAUCGCCCAAGGUUUACAUGGCUCCACACGAGUAUGAAACCACACAGUUUUUAACCAGAGUACAAACCGCAUUGCUGGCUAGAGUGAAGAAACUGCCGAAACAUUUUUCGCUGUCGCAAUUGUUGGAUACUUGGGAGAUGAGUGUUCGGCAAGCUUCUGCGCCGACAAUUAUGCCUGUAAACAGUACAACUGUUUUAAUGGGGAUUUAAAUAUAAAUACAUUAGAUUUAAGUAAUAAAUUAAUUAAUUAAUAUUAUUAUCUAUAGAUAUGUAUGUAUUGGAUUGGAUGUAGUUCGUAAUUAUAUAAAUUCUGUUUCUUUUUUUUAUGAAAACUGAAA
This is a messenger RNA of Dalotia coriaria, 1994 nucleotides long. RefSeq names its product mediator complex subunit 15 (gene MED15). The record is from RefSeq and is a predicted model, not a curated record. Gene Ontology annotation, molecular function: transcription coregulator activity. The transcript has 5 exons. Lineage: Eukaryota; Metazoa; Arthropoda; Insecta; Coleoptera; Staphylinidae. The coding region runs from base 85 to 1866 and encodes 593 amino acids. Gene Ontology annotation, biological process: regulation of DNA-templated transcription.